Octodon degus (degu) is the source of this 5443-nucleotide messenger RNA. It is a transcript of the gene Sulf1, whose product is annotated as sulfatase 1. Gene Ontology annotation, cellular component: endoplasmic reticulum; cell surface; Golgi apparatus. The transcript has 22 exons. The record is from RefSeq and is a predicted model, not a curated record. Bases 523 to 3153 code for a protein of 876 amino acids. NCBI's taxonomy places the organism in Eukaryota, Metazoa, Chordata, Mammalia, Rodentia, Octodontidae. Gene Ontology annotation, molecular function: glycosaminoglycan binding; calcium ion binding; N-acetylglucosamine-6-sulfatase activity.
UAUAUAACGCGCUGCAUCCUGCAAGCGCUACGCAGAGUCCCUCCUUCGGGACCAGCCGCAGCCGGCGACUUCAUCCGCCAGGGCGCAGCCGAGGAGGCGCUGAGCGGGGCGGGAGGGCGGCGGCGGCGGAGCCAGGCCUUCCCGGCUGCCGGGUCCUGGAGGUCAGGGCAGACUGAGGAACAAUGACUCUCCCUUGGAGGAGGAGGACGGAAGUCCCGCUGCCACCUUAUCUCCGCGGCUCCGUGUCCCCCCUGUUCCCAGCGCUCUUGCACUAGAGAAGAACGGGAAGGCGGCUCCUGUGCUGACGGCCACCCACCCCAUGGUGAGGAAGAGAUUUGGCAGAUAACAUGCAGGUUCUUCAAGGCAGAAUAAUUGCAGAAAAUUGUCAGAGGAUGCCAUCUGCAGCUGUUCUGAAUACCUCCGAGUCUAGAAAUUGAUUAUUCAACCAGGAUACCUAAUUCAAGACUGCCAGAACUCGGGAGACAGACAUCUGGUCAGUUUUGCGACACUGGACCAAGUACAAUGAAGUAUUCUUGCUGUGCUCUAGCGUUGGCUGUCCUGGGCGCAGAGCUGCUGGGGGUCCUGUGUUCGACCGUCAGGUCCUCGAGGUUCCGAGGACGGACACAGCAGGAACGAAAAAACAUCCGCCCCAACAUCAUUCUUGUGCUCACCGAUGACCAAGAUGUGGAGCUGGGGUCCCUGCAAGUCAUGAACAAAACAAGAAAGAUUAUGGAGCAUGGAGGGGCCACCUUCACCAACGCCUUUGUGACCACACCUAUGUGCUGCCCAUCCCGGUCAUCUAUGCUUACUGGAAAGUAUGUGCACAACCACAAUGUCUACACCAACAACGAGAACUGCUCUUCGCCCUCAUGGCAAGCAAUGCACGAACCCCGGACCUUUGCCGUCUAUCUUAACAACACUGGCUACAGAACAGCCUUUUUUGGAAAAUACCUCAAUGAAUAUAAUGGCAGCUACAUCCCUCCUGGGUGGCGGGAAUGGCUUGGAUUAAUCAAGAAUUCUCGUUUCUAUAAUUACACUGUUUGUCGCAAUGGCAUCAAAGAAAAGCAUGGAUUUGAUUAUGCAAAGGACUACUUCACAGACUUAAUCACUAACGAGAGCAUUAAUUACUUCAAAAUGUCUAAGAGAAUGUAUCCCCAUAGGCCCAUUAUGAUGGUGAUCAGCCACGCCGCACCCCAUGGCCCAGAGGACUCCGCCCCACAGUUUUCAAAACUGUACCCCAAUGCCUCCCAACACAUAACUCCUAGUUAUAACUACGCCCCAAAUAUGGAUAAGCACUGGAUUAUGCAGUACACAGGGCCAAUGCUGCCCAUCCACAUGGAGUUUACAAAUGUCCUACAGCGCAAGAGGCUCCAGACUUUGAUGUCAGUGGAUGAUUCCGUGGAAAGGCUGUACAACAUGCUUGUGGAGACAGGCGAGCUGGACAACACGUACAUCAUUUACACCGCGGACCACGGCUACCACAAACCCAGAGGGCAGGGUGAGAAGAGGAGAAAGCCAAGAACUCACUGCUGUAGAAAGAGCAGCCUUAAAUGGCACCCUCCACGGGCUUUGGGUCCAAGCUAUAACCAUCUGUCUCUUUACAGAAUCCCACAGAUUGUUCUUAACAUCGACCUGGCCCCUACAAUCCUGGAUAUUGCUGGGCUUGACACACCUCCUGACGUGGAUGGCAAGUCUGUCCUCAAACUUCUAGACCUGGAAAAGCCAGGGAACAGGUUUCGAACAAACAAGAAGGCCAGAAUUUGGCGUGAUACAUUCCUGGUAGAAAGAGGCAAAUUUCUACGCAAGAAGGAAGAAGCCAACAAGAAUAUUCAACAGUCCAAUCACUUGCCAAAGUAUGAGCGAGUCAAGGAACUGUGCCAGCAGGCCAGGUAUCAGACAGCCUGUGAGCAGCCUGGGCAGAAGUGGCAGUGCAUUGAGGACGCGUCCGGCAAGCUUCGCAUCCACAAAUGCAAAGGCCCCGGGGACCUGCUCACUGUCCGGCAGAGCACGCGCAGCCUCUACGCUCGGGGCUUCCCGGGCAAGGACAAGGACUGCGUCUGUAGGGAGUCUGCCUACCGUGCCAGCCGCAGCCAGAGGAAGAGCCAGAGGCAGUUCCUGAGAAACCAAGGCACCCCAAAGUAUAAGCCCAGGUUUGUCCACACCCGGCAGACGCGUUCUUUGUCUGUUGAAUUUGAAGGCGAAAUAUAUGACAUAAAUCUGGAAGAAGAAGAAUUGCAAGUGCUGCAACCCAGGAGCAUUGCUAAGCGUCACAACGAAGGCCACCAGGGAUUGGGGGGUCACCAGGCUGCCAGUGGUGGCCAUGGCGACGAGAUGCUGGCCGACAGCAGCAAUGCCGUGGGCCCUCCCUCCACUGUCCGCGUGACACACAAGUGCUUUAUUCUUCCAAAUGAUACAAUCCACUGCGAGAGGGAACUGUAUCAAUCAGCCCGAGCCUGGAAGGACCACAAGGCUUACAUUGAUAAAGAGAUCGAAGCACUACAAGAUAAAAUUAAGAAUUUAAGGGAAGUGAGGGGACACCUAAAGAGAAGAAAGCCGGAGGAAUGCAGCUGCGGUAAGCAGAGCUACUACAAUAAAGAAAAAGGGGUGAAAAGGCAAGAGAAGUUCAAGAGCCAUCUCCACCCAUUCAAGGAGGCUGCCCAGGAAGUCGACAGCAAGCUGCAGCUUUUCAAGGAGAACCGUCGGAGGAAGAAGGAGCGGAAGGAGAAGAAACGCCAGCGAAAGGGAGAAGAGUGCAGCCUGCCCGGCCUCACCUGCUUCACGCACGACAACAACCACUGGCAAACGGCCCCGUUGUGGAACUUGGGAUCAUUCUGCGCCUGCACAAGCUCCAACAAUAACACCUAUUGGUGUUUGCGUACCGUUAAUGAGACGCAUAAUUUUCUUUUCUGCGAGUUCGCGACUGGCUUUCUGGAGUAUUUUGAUAUGAAUACAGAUCCUUAUCAGCUCACAAACACAGUGCACACGGUAGAGCGAGGCAUCCUGAACCAGCUGCAUGUGCAGCUGAUGGAGCUCCGAAGCUGCCAGGGCUAUAAGCAGUGCAACCCCAGACCCAAGGGCCUUGAAAGUGGAAGUAAAGAUGGAGGAAGCUACGACCUACACAGAGGACAGCUAUGGGAUGGAUGGGAAGGUUAGUCUGUCCAGACUGCUACAGACACCAACUGGCAAGGCCUGCCAGUUAGACAGCAUGAAUGCAAGCGGCUCUACGUGCAGGCACAACCAUGGACUUAGUCUGUUUGACUGGACUCAUUACUUGAAGGAUGUAGAUAGAGUAUUUGCACUGCUGAACAGUCACUCUGAGCAAAAGCAAGCAAGAAAGACUGAGCCUGCUCAGAGUGAUGGGCCCCUGGUUGUCUCUGCGGAGCACGCAGUGCCAGUGGACAUGCCCUCCGCAGAGUCAGAUGGAGCCCCAAGUCAGACAGGCAGGGAAGCUCUUCAUUGGACCUUGCCAGCUGACCCUGGACCCCUUCUUUUGAACCGACCAACAUGACGUCCAGAGAAUACACUUGAACGGGACAAUGACAUUCCAGAAGUGAAUCAUCUGAAUUCUGAACACUGGAGAAAUGGUAAAACUGAGAAACGGACGGGGCAGGAAGAGAUCGAUCGCACUGAAGGCAGCUUCAGUGGUAGUGGCAUAACAGCUGGGGCUCCAGCCCCGCCCCCGGCUGCAGCCCACUGACAACCAUCAGAAAGAGCCUCCCCGGGCUGGUGGUCCCGGAGAGGAUGUCUUUGAAGAUGAGCUGUGUCUUCCCGUGCAUUCUGAUGGAAGCUUCCUCCAUCGGAUGCUCAGCGCAUUCCAGCCGAGUGGAGAGGAUGGAGGAUGUCUACCAAGGUAGAGCAGAGCAACCCAAGGAGUGCUUGAGGCGUGCAGAAGGCCGUGCCUCCCCCACUCUCCUCUGAUUAGAUGAAGCUGUUACCUUAUCCUAAACACAGUAUUUCUCUUUAACUUUGUAUUAGCAAACUAAGAACAGCGAUCCUCCUGGCUACCAGCAUUCCGGGCUGCUGUGGGUCCAUUCAUGCAGCACGUGCCAUGUGGGCAGGUGGUGGGUGCCCAGCAACGCGUCCUCGUAACUCACUGUUCAAAAGAACAAAGAGAAUGGUUGGGCUUUCUUUCUGUUUUGUUUUUGAGACUAAAACAGUAUUAAUCUUUUGGACAUUGCAGGGGCAUGCAUAUGGAGAUGUUAUCCAGUCAAAAAUGGCUCGAAUUGUGCCUUUCUUGGUUUCUAAAACUUGACAGCCUUGGUGAGCUUGUCAGCACGCUUUGACUGCCUGCAUAAUGACGUUCGGAUUCAUUUUUAACCACUGGAAUUUUUCAAUGUCAUCAUUUCUGGUUCAGUGAUUUUGCACCUUGAGAUUGGCAUGCCAUGUCUAUUUGUUUAACAUUCUUAUUAUAUUAUUGUUAUUAACAGGCUUAUCACGGUCACACUGUUUGCUUUCAGUGUGACAAAGUAAAAUAGACCCCUAAGGAUGACACACAGUAUGGAGCACAUAUUGUUUAACACGCACUUUUGCCGGAACAUAUUGCAUGUGUUUUACCUUGACUUGCUAAGAUUGAUUAGCAGAAAGGCAUGGCUAAUAAUGUUGGUGGUAAAAAUAAAUAAAAAGUCACACAAAUAAGACAAACAUUGCCUGCUAUCUCUGUGCCUAGCCUCAAGUUGUUCACCUAUGCUUACGAUUGCAAAAUUUCAAGUAUUUUCAUGACAGAAGAAAAAUCUUGUGCUUUCACAAUUAUUUUGUUUUCUUGGCCUGAUUAAUAAGCUUAAGUGUUGAGAAAAUAUGUGUAGUUUUAAAUUUAUAUGAGGAACUUUUUCAAUUAACUGAAAUCGUGAAUAUUCCAUAAUUUAAACAUGUCAUAAAGGAGAUUAAUUUUGUAACAUUGGUGUAUGAAUAUUUUAGGACUUUCUCCAAGUUGAGCUUUUAAAGACAUAGUUCAAAAUUGCUGUUAAAAUCUAUUCUUGCCAAUAUUCUGGUUUUGUAUUAGAUUUUUCAAUACCAGCAAAAGGAUUACCUCAUUGAAAAUCAGCAGUACCCAGUUCAAUUUCUCGAGAAUUUUUGUUUCUCUUAACAGUGGUUUUAUUUUUAGAAACUCAAACAUUUAGAUAAGUUAUGUUAUCAUUAACUGUUUAAGAUAAACUCUUUUAAAGAAAAUUUAAUAUGUUAUAGUUGUACCUUUGGUUACUCUUAAGUCUUCUAUCAUAGACUGUGUACAUAUGUUAAAAUUGGCAUUUAUCAGAUGUGUGUGUCAUUGGCUGAAUGACAGAAUAAACAUAUUUAUGGUCAUGAAUGAUGUGCUUUGUAAAAAGAUUUCAAGAUAUUAGGACAUAUACUGUGUUUUUAAUCCUGUAUAAUACUCUGUGAUACUUUUAUAGAACAAUUCUGGCUUCAGGAAAGCCUAGAAGCAAUAUUUCUUGAAAUAAAGGGUGUU